Messenger RNA from Venturia canescens, 7618 nucleotides. It is a transcript of the gene Jarid2, whose product is annotated as Jumonji, AT rich interactive domain 2. Gene Ontology annotation, biological process: regulation of gene expression; chromatin remodeling. Gene Ontology annotation, cellular component: nucleus; chromatin. The transcript has 11 exons. NCBI's taxonomy places the organism in Eukaryota, Metazoa, Arthropoda, Insecta, Hymenoptera, Ichneumonidae. The coding region runs from base 757 to 6603 and encodes 1948 amino acids. Gene Ontology annotation, molecular function: DNA binding. The record is from RefSeq and is a predicted model, not a curated record.
CGACGACGACGACGACGGCUUAGUCUCUCAAAACAACCAACCAGCUUGCGCUUUGGAGAGUUUUUUAUGAAACGCUGUCGCGUUUUUUUCCGCCGCCGCACUAAUUAGAGAUAGUAGGAAAGUCAUCAAAUCGAUAUUUCUAUAGUUGCAAGGAUCAGGAGAGGGGAGGAUCAGCGGCGUUGUUCACUCGGCCAUUGUCCUUCGUACUACAGUGAUUUCCGCGAACGCGAACUCGAAAAAGGAGACGUACGAACGGGAGGUGUACAGCGGCAGAGGAGCACGAUGAAGGGGUGGCAUUUCAUUUUCGAUUGACCCAUAACAAUUGUCGAAUUGUUUAUAACAUUCUUGGAAAUUAGAAAGAAACUAUUUCUAAAACGUUUUUAUUUUUUUUCUUUUUCCAAUAAUUUUCCUAAUUAUCUUUCAUUCCGCUGCUGGUUCUUUUUUUGCAUCAAAUUUUCCAGUAAUAUAUGUUAUUUGCAUAUAUAUAAUCGAGUUUGUGUAUAUAGUAUAAUUUUAUUUCGGUGGCUCAUCGACGUCUCCCGUAGUAGGAGGUUUCUCGAACGCAGUGAAAAAAAAACGUGUGAUCGACAUGAAAUAUGCGUCCUGCAUGAUAAAUAAAAUGGGAUUCGUAUUCCAAUUUUUAUUUUAUUUUCCUUAAAGUGUGCAACGUUCAUGAUUUUUUCAAUUUAAUCAAUUGGAAAAUAAUAUCCGGCUGUUGAUACGGGGUCAAUUAAAUUGGCGUGUUUUUCUUCAAUAAUGGUAUUGGGGAGAAAUGACAAGAGAAAAAGGAAAGAAGGGGAUCUCGUGGAUCUUAUGGAUCCACUGUCCGAGUCACCAAAAAGGACUAAAGUGCACGCGCAGAGAAAAUUUGCUCAAGGAGCAGCAACCGUUUUUAGCCCAACUCCUUCAUUGGUCAAAGAAAAGGAAAAAACAAAAUCAGCGGUUGUCACCGAAUUGAUAACGCACAAGCGACCAAAUACCGAAGAUUUUCUCACCUUCCUAUGCUUUCGGGGAACAUCUAUAUUACCGCCAAGUUUGAAUUUCUUCAACGUUGGAUCUCGAAAAGAUAGAACAGAGGGUAAAAGCGGUGGCUCUGCCAAAACUGGAACGAAAACAUCGUCUACGUCGUCCGCUUCGGGGAGCGGCUGCGUGAUUUUAGGAAAAGGAGAACCGGGCGGAAGUAUACGGAGCAAAGGCGCAACAAAGAGUUCGACAACGAUGAAGAAAAAAGUGGUAGGAAACGUGGCAUCGACGACGCUGAGCAAAUAUAAAAACGCAACUUCAACGGUGCAGGCAUUAAAGAAAAAAUACCAAGAGCAACGUUUGGCGAAACAACGAAUAAAGAACAAAUUCAAAGCAUCGUGUGUAAUGACAACUCGCUCAUCGACCGAUCGUACAUUGCACAAAAGUCUUCCAAAAAUACAACCUAGAAAAUUUGUACCCAGAACCGAAAAAAAAAGACGAGAUGGUUUGCGAAGCGGUGGAUUCGUUGACAAGUCGAAAAAAGUAAUUAUUCCGAGGAGCAAGGUUACGAGAAAUUUGACCCCAAAGAGAAAAAAAAGACCAAGCAUAAAGGAAGAAUCGAGCGAGUCCGAAGAUUCGGAAACGACUACGUCCCACGAUGAGGAGGAAUCGCGAGCGAAGAAUUCAACGCUGAUUCGAAAAACAGGAACAAUUACGAAACCAAUCCAGAAGAAAAUAUGCACGAGAAGUAAAUCGGAAAUGAGAAGAAUUACGAGAUCUCAAAGAGAAAGUUCGACGACCAAGCAAACCGGUAUGUCGAGAAGACCAACGAGAAAAACGAAAGAAGCAGCUGCCGUUUAUAUGGAAAUAUUAGGUCGAAAACUGGUAAGUCCAGAGCUUGAAAAUGAGGAUAAUAUUUCAGUGGACAGUUUUCCCGAGUUGCCGAAUGCCCGACGCACCGCACAAGCGGAAAAUGAAAUAAGAGCGAAAACUAAUAAAGCGGUGGCGGCGGGAUCGGGAACAACGGUUAAGAGCGUUAAAGAGACUAAGCAAAAGGAUUCAAACAAUGAGGAAAAUAUAGCGAGCAGAACGAGAACUAAACCGGAAAAGGAUCGGAUUUCGAAGAGCAAAAGGACACUUCGAGUCAGAAGAUAUUGCGAAUUGGACAGUGAAGACGAUUCAGAAAGUUCGAUAGAGCCGGAAAAGCCGAAACAGCAGUCGACGCCACGUCGGCGGAGGCCGGCCAAAAUUGAACAACCCUCGCCUCGAAGUUUGCGUUCCUCUUCGCGGAAUCAAUCGGCGAAAGUUGAAAAAGUCAGUAUCAAGAGGACGAAAGAAAGAUUGGCCAAGCGUCCGAAAGCAGUGAUAAAAAAGUCGGUAGUAGAGCACGAGGGGAGAGAUGAUUCCGAAGGGGAAGAAUCAUUGGUGAAUUUAUUGAACAAAAUGAGCAAGAAGAGGGGGAACCUCGAAAAAGUUGCAAAAUCGGCUGGAAAAGUUGAUCCACAGAGGCAGCCAAUAGAGAAUAAUGAAACGAAAUUCGAGGUAUCGGAAAGUACGAGACAAAAAGAAACUCUGAUCGCAGCGUCACAAGUCUCCGACGACGAGGAAUCUUUUCGAGGUUUCACGAAAAAGGCGAUAUCAAAAGUCCUAAAUUCUUGCAAUUCUCACGCAAGUGCGAAUCUUUUGGCGAGCGAAGAAGCCUCGUGCAAUCUCGAGUCGAGCCAAGAAGAAUGUCCAAAAAUCGAAAUUGGCACGAAAUCGUCUGAUAAAUCGCUCGAAAAAUUAAUAAUCGAUGAUUCAUCACGAGACUUGGGUAUAUCGAGUGUAAAAUCGUUUCAAACGACUACAAUCGUUGGGAAAAUUCAAGAGGAAAAUUCUAGUGUCGAGGCGUCCACGAAAUUGGAUGAAAAAUGCAAUCAUCCGGCGUUGAAUGUUACAGGAACAAUAAAUCUAAUGGAUAUACCGAUCAGCGGUAUUCACGGUCGUAAAGGGCGAGUCAACAUGUCGACGGAACAGAUUGAAAAAUGGUUGAACGACAGCUCUAUGGCGCGUGAAAAGUCACGAGAAAAAUCGGAGCCCGAAACACCUACGAAUUUUCAUCAUUUCGACAUGCCGGCGACGGCGAGCAAGGUAAAAUCCGAAAGUAGUAGUAAUCACUUGUCGAUACCAACGAGAAUUCAACAUCUCGUACGCCCGGUCAAUGUGACGAUAUCGAAGUUGGUAGAAAAGUCAUUGGCUCGUGAACGAUCCAACAACAAUUGUAACAAAAUAAUCACCAAUAUCGUCGAACUCGAACGUUUUUCAAAUAUUACAAAACAGUUGAAUAUUCCAACGCCGAACAGGAACAAAAUAAACGCGGAUAUAAAAGAGAUAAUAAAGGGCCGGAAUGGUAAAGGAGGAACGAAGGAAGAUAAGUCAACGACGGGAGAGGAGAGCGACGGUGUUUCAAAAUCUGAUCAAAAUUCGGUCGACGGUUCGUCGCCGGAGAAAAAAACGACGCCGGAGAAAAAGCCAAUGUUUCAACAGCGAAAAACAUUUUUGUCAAAAGUUAAGGAACGGAAAACCACGAUUCCUAGUGCAAAUGCCUUUUCACCGGAAAACGAGAGUAGCGUUUAUGCUUUUGAGAGCGACACGGAAAUACCGAUAAAUACGCCAUUUCGUAGAAAAUUCAAGGAACAAACUAACAAGCAAAAUUUCGGAGAAUCGGAAAUACCAAGACCGCCGCCGGAAUUCGUUGAGAAUUCUUUGACUAAUAAAUCAAUUAACGAUGAUGAUUUGAGAAUUGACAAAUUCGUUGUUCCCAAAACUUUUGGAAAUUUGUCUCAGAUGCAAGUUUUGCCGUUGGAUAAAAUGUCAGCCGAAUGGAGCGCUAUCAAUUGCAAUGCCUCAAUCGCGGUACAGGUGAAUUUUGAUGAGCAGUCACGAGAAAUUCAGCCUUCCCAACAGCACCAACAGCAGCAGCAGCAGCAGCAGCAGCAGCAGCAGCAACAGCAACAAAAACAACAACAACAACAACAACAAGAUAAACAACAAGAGCAACAAGGACAAACAAGGGAUGGUAAAUUAUUAGGAAAAGAGGAGAAAUCGAUGGUACAAGAUAAAAAUGAGGACGCAGUUAUUGGGCAACAAAAGUCGACGGAAAUAUCGACGCAGACAGAAAGCACGAAUGAAAACGAGAACGAGAACGAUGGUCACGUUUUUUAUAUACCGUUGCAAACUGUCAGUAGAAACGGACCGAAUCUAGUUCAAGGUCAACAAUUGAUACAGGGAGUCGCUGUUAAAUUGGGCACUGAAGGUCCCAACGGUCCCAAUCAAAGAGUCUUGUUAAGAGCUCAAUUAGUCACGAAACCACCUAUAACCGUAGCUCGGUGUCCUCCUGUCGGUACCGUCCAACCGACAACUCGCAAUCCACCAAAUUCUUCUAGCUCUACCACUUCCGUUCUCGACCAUCCCUACGCCGUCCUUGAUCCUAUCCAUCAGCAACAGCAACCCUCCACUUCGGGCAAUUCUAACGCUUGUCUUCUUCAAACCAUUACGGAUUCCGUUACUUCUCAGACUCCAACUCCAUCGGGUUCCAGUCCAGCCAGCAGACUCGUUGCUUCUCAUCUCAAUGCCAAUGAAACAACUAUCGCUACUGCUACAAAAUCACCGAAAAGUGUCCGUGAAAGAAAACCUUCGGUCGAUUCGACCAAAACUGCCAAAAGAGUUUCGGCAAAAACACGACAAAAAAUGUCCGAAAUCUUAUCGCCUACGAACUCGACAAUAUUUCCCGGCUCGGGCAACUCGAUGAAAACGGAAGCACGGCUCGUUGAGGCACCGACCUUUCAUCCGACCGAAAAAGAUUUUCAGGAUCCCCUCGAGUAUAUCGAUAAAAUAAGAUCGAUCGCUGAGAAAUUUGGUAUUUGCCGAGUCGUACCACCUGCAAAUUUCAAGCCUGAAUGCAAAGUUUCGGACGACAUGCGUUUCACAGCGUACAAUCAAUACGUUCAUCGCAUGUUGCAUCGUUGGGGUCCGAAUGUCAAGGAAAUGAUGGCUAUUAAGAAAUAUCUUGCGACACAGAGUAUCACUCUUACUCAUCCUCCAUGGAUCGGUGGAAUGGAAGUGGAUUUGCCGCACUUAUACCAAACGGUGCAGAGUCUCGGUGGUUUGAAGGAAGUAAUUGAGAAGAAAAAAUGGCAAAAAGUUGCUGACGGUAUGAAAAUACCAAAAUCUGCGCAGGAUCGUGUCACCAAACUCGAUGAUAUUUAUUGCAAAUAUUUAUUACCAUAUGACACUUUAUCGCCGGAGGAACGAAGCAAUCUUUUCGACGACGUCGAGGAAGAUUGGAAAAAGAGAGAAACAAGGACUUUGCAACGGCUCGAUGCGCAAUCCACCGAUAACGAUGACGAGGAAGACGAUGAUAGUUCGGACGAGAUUGAAGAAUGCAUCAUUAAAGGACGAAACAUGCCAUUGAAUGCUUUUUAUCGGAUCGCACGAAAUACUCAACGAAUGUGGUUCGGUGAGAACCAACGACCGGGAAACGAAGCCGAGGGGGCUUCGGCCAUCGAAGUCGAAGCUGCUUUUUGGAAACACGUGGCCGAGAGGAGACGUCACGUUUGUGUUCAUGCAGCUAGCAUAGAUUCGAGCGGGCGAGGUUUUGGUUUUUCCGUGGCUAAAAACAGCCCUUUCGCAAGACAUCCGUGGAAUCUCAAAGUUCUUACCAAUAACGCUGGCUCGGUAUUACGAGCUUUGGGCCCCUUGAUGGGAGUUACCGUGCCAACCCUCCACGUGGGAAUGCUCUUCAGUGCUUGUUGUUGGUAUCGCGAUCCUCAUGGACUUCCCUGGAUCGAGUACCUUCACACGGGAGCCAAAAAAAUUUGGUAUGGAAUUCCGGACGAGCGCAACAAUCAUUUUCGAGAAGCUCUCUCCAAAAUGGUACCGCGUUAUUGUAAGAAGAAAACUAUAUGGCUGCCGUCGGACACCGCCAUGGUGCCGCCGGAAUUAUUAGUCAACAAUGGUGUACCCCUGUGCCGUACCGUCCAAGAGCCUGGACAAUUCAUCAUUGUUUUUCCAAAAGCCUUUACAUCGAGUAUCUGCACCGGUUAUGUCGUAUCCGAGAGCGUUUACUUCGCCCAGCCUGCCUGGCUCGAAAACGCCGAACAAGUAUUUAAAGAUUUACAGGACAGCUGUGAACCAUCGAUAUUCUCCUUCGAAAGACUCUUAUUCAGCAUCAUCAAUGAUUCUCGCUCUCAGUACGAUGUGUUGAAACAGAUUAUGCCAGUUGUGAUAAAAAUUCGUGAACGCGAACACGAGUACAGGAAACAAUUGGAGUACAUCGGUUUGGUGGACAAAGAAAAAUUACCACUGCCAGGUACGGGAAAAGGAAAGAAAGGGAAAAAAAUCAAGGAGGAAGAUGGUGACUUUGAGUGUGAGACUUGCCGGGCCAAUUUGUUCGUUUCUCUCGUAAAUAAUUCACAAGACGACAGCAUGUAUUGUCUACCGCACGCUCUCCAAAUGAUCGUACGGAAGAAGCAAGUACUGAAAAAUUGUACUCUCAUGUACACGUAUACGGAGGAUGAAUUGGAUGAUUUGAUACACAAGUUGGAAGAUAGAAUCGAAGCCAAGUCGAAGAAACCUAAUCAAAUCAGGCAAUCUAAAUAGUAAUUUACUCUUAUUAUACGGAUAUAUAAUUUAUUGGCAAAAAUUAUACGUCUUUUAUAGAUAUUUAUAGACUUUCGUGAAUUCUGAUGUGAAUUUGAAACAAGCAGAGUCUCGUCAGAAGUCUUACACCUCUUAAGGUGAUGGAGCAGUCGCUAUCUCGCCACCGUGAGUGCUAGAGAGAUAGCUGCAAUUUUCGAAAUUGAAUAUGUUCGACACGGUUUGAUCAAUAAAAAAAAGCCCCUGUCAGCGUAUUUUUGCCAUCUUUCCGCGUCCGCUGACAGAGCCUUUUUUUAAUUAGUCAAACGACAGCGGAGAAUUUUCAUUUCGAAAAUUCGAGGUGAGGUUAAUCGACUGAUCCAUGCUCUUAAUUGCAGGUUGGAAAAAAAAAUGAAUACUAGAAAAUUAGUAAAAAAGAUGACAGCACCUCUCUUCUAUUCGUAUUCUAGAUUUUAUUGACUCGGUAUCGUUGUGUGGAUUUUUUUAUUCCUUCACUUCUCAAUCGCCGAUAAUUCAUAAAAUGUGAUAAACGAUGGAAGCAGAAUGUUAGAAUUGUAAUAGUCGAAUUGAAAGACGAUCGAUCGAGAAUGAAGAAAGAAGAGUAAAAAAAAAAAAUAAAAUAAAAUAAAAUAAGGUAUAAUAGCGCAUAAUGCCAAAUUUCAAUCGGUUUCUGUGCUUCUCACUAUUGGCCCGCGUCGUUGUCCUUCGGUGUUCAAAGAUCGAUAUUACCGAUUUAACCAAGUGCCAAAAAAUCCACUUUUUUCAAUGUUUUUUUUCUCUUCAUCAAUCAAUCGUUAUUGAUAACAAAAAAUUGAAGGUAAAUAAUUAGUAUAAAUGUCCGUAGUAGUAAAUUUAUUUGUUCAUAGAUUUCGAUUCUCCAAAAAUUUGUAAUAGCCUUUUUUUUCUCGUUACUCCUUCAUUAUACUCGAAGAUAUAUUUUACUCGCAAAUUUUACAAGACAAAUGUAUGAAAAGCCCAAAUAUUGAAAUAAACAUGUUUUCCCUUCGGUGAGCAAUAA